This is a messenger RNA of Gadus morhua (Atlantic cod), 2545 nucleotides long. It is a transcript of the gene hs3st4, whose product is annotated as heparan sulfate (glucosamine) 3-O-sulfotransferase 4. The transcript is spliced from 2 exons. Lineage: Eukaryota; Metazoa; Chordata; Actinopteri; Gadiformes; Gadidae. The record is from RefSeq and is a predicted model, not a curated record. Gene Ontology annotation, molecular function: [heparan sulfate]-glucosamine 3-sulfotransferase activity. The coding region runs from base 812 to 2107 and encodes 431 amino acids.
UUGAGCUGUGUGGCUGUAUAGUGCUGCCUCUGUUCAGAUGAGCUCACACGGUCGAUGCGCACAUCUCCCAGUCUCAACACACUGAGUGUGUGAGUGGGAAUGAAGAGGACAACACGUUCAAAACAGGGGCUGUGGACUUUUUAAGGACAGUUUAUAAAGACCUAUAUAUACAUUUAAAUAUAGGGAUAUUUGGAGAGAGUACCGGAUAUUGAACACCACGCGUCUCUUUGGCUCUUUUUUGGAGAUCCGAUGGAUUUCUUCUUGUCUCAUCGGCGCUCCUGAACGCACUCCCAGCACCGGGGGGUUUGGAUAGCGCUGCGAGGACCGAGGCUGUGCGCGCUCCUGCUCGCCUUUUCUGCCUUCCUCCCUCCCUUCCUCCCUUCCUUCCUCUACUAUGCGAUACCAACACUUCUGCCCAUCAUCACACUCCGUGCAGUUCAAAACAACCGAGGUCUCGUUUGGAAGGACGCCAAGACCCAGCAUCAAGAAUCUGCAAGUUCAGUCCAAUAAAUUGUGACAUAGUCUGUCAGCCUUGGCUAAAGAAAUCGAUACUCUCCACCCCCCUCCCCCCAAGGAAAGGCACACGAUAUUCUUUUGGAAUUUUAACGAUCUAUCUCUUUUUUUUUCGACUCCGGCUCAUAAAUAUGCGAUCCGGCGGGAGGGUUGCUGUGGUCCGGCUUUACCGCGUUUUUUAGUCUCCGGUAUAAGCCGCGGUGAUUGUGACCAGAUUAUUGUUGUGUUGCUUGUCCAUGCAAGACUUGGGGUGGAAACAUGUCUGGCCACUUCUCUGAGAGGAUCACUGCUAUCAGAGAUGGCAUUUUGGUCCAGCACUUCGGUAUUCACCUCUAAAGUGCCCCGGAAAAUCUUAUUCAUGUUCACCCUCUCCCUGUCCGUCACCUACUUGUUCUACAGCUUGAUGAGCUGCUACAACUCGCUGCAGUUCCCCCUGCAAGAGAACUACGGGUAUCCGGGGAGACUCGUGACCGAUGAGACAACUUUUGUGACGCUGAGGGAAAAACUUUACUCCACUUCCUUCCAGGGCCACACCGCCGAGGAGGGUUUGGCCGACGAGGGGCGACUUGCCCCCGGGAAAACGACCACGAUCCCGGACCCCGAAGAUGUGGAGACGGAACAAAGGACAGAGGAGUGGAUUAGGACUGACCUGUCGUCAUCCCCGACUAGAUCGUCCGCGUUUGCGGAUCGCACCGGCGCCGCGGAGAAGGAGCAUCAGGACUUCAGCCCCACGGACAGCGACCUCCGGGUGAACUGCACCACCUCGGAUUACGGGGAGAAGAAACUUCCCCAGGCCAUUAUAAUUGGGGUAAAAAAAGGAGGAACUAGAGCCCUGCUUGAAGCUUUGCGAGUGCACCCGGACGUCAGGGCCGUCGGGAACGAACCGCAUUUCUUCGACAGGAACUACGAGAAGGGUCUGGAUUGGUACAGAGACCUGAUGCCGUCCACCCUGGAGGGCCAGAUCACCAUGGAGAAGACGCCCAGCUACUUUGUGACCAACCACGCGCCCAAACGCAUCCACACCAUGGCCCGGGACAUCAAGCUCAUCAUCGUGGUGCGCAACCCUGUCACCCGCGCCAUCUCGGACUACACGCAGACCCUCUCCAAGAAGCCCGAGAUCCCCACCUUUGAGGUGCUCGCCUUCAAGAACCGGACCCUGGGCCUGAUCGACGCGUCGUGGAGCGCCCUGCGCAUCGGCAUCUACGCGCUGCACCUGGAGAGCUGGAUGCAGUACUUCCCGCUCUCGCAGAUGCACUUUGUGAGCGGCGAGCGGCUCAUCGUGGACCCGGCGGGCGAGAUGGCCAAGGUGCAGGACUUCCUGGGGCUCAAGCGCAUCGUCACGGACAAACACUUUUACUUCAACAAGACCAAGGGGUUCCCGUGUCUCAAGAAGCCCGAGGACAGCAGCACCCCCCGGUGCCUGGGCAAGUCCAAAGGGAGGACUCAUCCCAGAAUAGACCCGGACGUGAUCCGCCGGCUGCACAAGUUCUUCAAGCCCUUUAACAUGAUGUUCUACCAAAUGUCCGGACAGAACUUUGAGUGGGAGCUGGGGGAGGCGGCCGCGGCCGCUGCGCCGCGUAGCUCUCAGGACUAGCAGGGGCCUCGCAGUGCUAGCGUGCUAGCAGUGCUAGCUGGCUAGCGGGCACAGCAAAAGAUCAGCCACACCACCAGCCUUCUUAAUGACAUUGACCUCUUCAUCACGCUUGCGCUCUCUCUUGUCGCGAGGGUGCGCCCGAGCACAUACUGUUACUCACCUGACGUGUUCCCCCCGCGGUCACGCCCUGUCUGUAUCCAUGAGCAAAGAGUUUACUUGACAUGCUUUUAUCCCCCAGCCCUCCCACCCUGUCUCUCCCUUCCUCUCUCUCUCUCUCUCUCUCUCUCUCUCUCUCUCUCUCUCUCUCUCUCUCUCUCUCUCUCUCUCUCUCUCUCUCUCUCCCUCAGCUCUUAUGUCACCAAAAGGUGUCGCAGACAUCGUUGUACAUAUUAUACAUAAAAUACAUUUAUAUUUGUGAAGAGGACAUCAUUUAUUGCU